UGGAGCCGCAGGGCCUAGUGUUCACGAAGAUUGUCUAGACUUCUGGCUCUGGUACUCGAAACAAGGAGCCAAGAUGUCGUAGAUGUCGCUUCAACUCUUCUCAGCACAGUUUCUCUUCUGUUGUGUGAAUGAGCUAUGGGAACGAGCCAUAGUCGACAUUGGGAAAAAAGAAACAUGAGCGACGAAGAUUUACUGGCUCGUUUGGCUACCGCCGCUUAUAAAGGUUGUGAAAGGGAUUUGAAGAAUUUAUUGAAAGCAGGCGCUUUUAAAUUUAUAAAUGAAUUUACAAUGCAUGGCAAGUCAGCAUUACAUAACGCCGCAAGAAGUGGACAAUGUUCGUGUGUUAAAAUCUUACUUGAACAUAAUGCUUAUGUGAAUAUAGCCUCGUAUGAUCGCCGAACACCGCUAAUGGAAGCGGCAGAGCGUGGAUAUACUGAGUGUUUGAUAAUGCUUUUAAACUACGGUGCUGAUCCAAAUACAGUAUCAACAGAUCAAAUGACUGCACUACAUUUUGCCGCGAGAAACGGUCAUUCGGAUUGUGUUGAGAAACUGUUACAAAGUGGUAGUAAUGUAAAUGCUAUUGCUUCGGGAGGAUGGUCGCCUUUGCAUUUUGCUGCGAAACAUGCACAUUCAACUUGUGUCAAGUUACUGCUUCAAUACAACGCUCAAGUUGAGCCGCCGACAACUGGCGCUUUUAGAUGUAUUGGUUCUCCAUUGCAACAUGCCGCAGCAUUUGGUGAGUCGUCGUGCAUUGAACUUUUGCUAAAUGCUGGAAGUAAUGUAAAUAGUACAGAUGAGAAAGGAUGGACGCCAUUGCAUUUUGCAGUCUCUAAAGGAAGGUUACAUAAUGUGGAAACAUUGAUUAGGUAUGGUGCAGAUGUGAAUGCGGUUACAUCCUUUAAAGACACUCCUUUACAUAUCGCUGCAUUUUAUUGUUUUCAAGACUCUGCAUUAAGACUUAUACAAGCUAAUGCUAAGUUAAAAUGUCGGAACGAACAAAAUGGUGAAACUCCUAUUGACCUAGCGAGAAAGCGCCAAUUAAGAAUUUAUAAACAUAUGGAAAGUAUUUCACGGACUCCACCGACUCUUAAAAGUCAAUGUUGCUCUCUGAUUCGUCAGAGUCUCAAACCAGACGUUGUUACGAGGGUAAAAAAAUUAUCAAUUCCACCAGAAAUGGAGAAGGAGAUCCUUUAUCCAAAAUUUCCUAUACUAAAGGAAUGAAAGGAGGGAAAAAUGAAAUAUGGAGCAAUGUUCUGUGCCAAGUUUGGAAUCCCAUUUCCAACUUGAAUAUGAUACCAUCAUCGCUAAUAGCUGCAUUGUAGCAGCUUUAAAAAGGAUCGACAAAAUCAUUCAUUUCAAUGUUACUCCACAGUGUAGAUACACAUCAUGUAUCCCUUGGACAUUAUAUCCCAACACCGUGUAUCCGCAACCGCAAGUGAAACCACCUAAUUUAUUGGCAAAAUGCAGGAGCUACCACAUAGACUGUAAAGGCAAGGAACAGUCGACAUUCAGUAUGGAUAAUAUUAAUACAGUACGAAGUACACAAUAAACUAAUUUCGUUUGCUAUUGUAGUUCAUCCUUACAACUCUUAUCUCAUUUGCUUGUGUUCCAUUUAAAUCACCUUCAAUGCUUCAAGUAACCGAAUACGUGUGGAAAUAAUACCAUAAUCAAGUGGUGAACCCAUUAGUCGAGCCCCGCAAGUGUAAAAUGAGCCUUAACUAUUUUAGUAAUUGCGAUUUUGUUUAGUGUGACAUGAUAUUUCGUUGUUCGAAAAUAAGUACACACCGGUGAUACUCGCUCUGUUAAAUCACUGAUUGAUGAAAUUAUCAAUUUCUGAAUUGGAUUUCGAAUAAUUAUAACAACAUAAAAUAUCCUAAAUCGUCUCGCUGGCUACGGCACUUGGCAGAACUACAAUACAAAAUAGCAAAAAAGCAAAACAAUUCUUAUUAUAACGCUGUUACGAUAUUUUUUGUGUAUACAAUUUCAGAAACUAGCCAUAAUAUCGGAGUGCUUUUGCUUGUCUGUCUUUUUCAAUACAAACAAGGAGUUAAAAGUUAUUCAAGAUAUGUAUUAUAUUUCAAUACAAUACAAUAUAUUUCUCAGUACUCCGCGCUCUAGCACUGUAUGUUCAGUGUAUUUUUACCAUUUACGAGUAAAUGAACGUUGUGGCUCUUCUUAAAAGCAUAAGUUGAACCUCUGUUGAGGUGCAACAAAGUGUUUAGUCGUCUUGGUGGCGACAAUGGAGUGCCUCUUUAGAAAAAAUUUCUAGGACUUUUUAAGAGGUUUACGCGUGUUAAAAUCCUUAAAAAAUUCUUUAUAUGCCUGCCAUCAGUGCCAUGGUCAUACUAAAAGUUGUUAAAAUCACUGAUAAACGCUUGUCUGAUCUAAAUUCUUUCACUAUAUUGCAGUAAAUUGUACUGCCAAAGAACAAAUUUUUUCAUAAAGAUAUAAUUUGUCGUGUCUUUGUGUUUUUAUAUCAAUCUUUCAGAAAUAUUAUGAAAAUAUGAAGUAUAAUUACAAUUACCUAGCUGAAAUUUUUGACCUUCUAAAAAUAUCCGUGGCUUUGGUUUCAUUUUGAAUAUGCGAAAAUCAUUUUAUACUUGUUGUGCAAGAGAAAUUCCGGUUCACCACUUGAUUUUGAUGCUAGGCUCUUUCUGAUUUUACGCGAGGGAAAGUUUAUAUUGCGCAGGUAUUUGAUAUUUGGCACAAUAAUGUCACGCAAUGUGAACUUCUUGAAGAAGUGAAUUUAGUCUAAAAUCAUUUUUCAUUCUAUAAUUUCCGUGUUUAGGAUGUUUUAUAAUAUCACAUGAUCACGCUACAGUCAUUACCAUUCAUUUUCAUUCAACCGCAAAUCUAUACUGAUGUUAUAAUAUUAUUUUAACUCAUUUGGCAUUUCAACAUCGUCACAUCGUUUGAUUUAUCAAAUUCCGGUUGGUGUAUGAAGAGUCUGCCAAUUUUUAUGCGUAUAUAAAAUGAAAGAAGUAAUUUUACAUAUCUAUAAAAUUUUAAACCGGUAUUUUUGUCAGUCAUCAAGGUGUGACACCCAUCUACUGGCCUCAAUGAAUCGCGAAUCGCUGGACUGUUCAAUAUUAUAUCUUAUUCAUUAUAUCAUUAUAUAUAGAAAUAUUUUGGAGACGACAUCGAGGCAUAAAUAAUUCAGUUAAAAUGAUCGCUUCCUGCGAAAAUUGUCCAAACUUCUAAGGCCAGCGUUUCAUUGAGGUCAGUUAAGUCAAGUGGUGAUGUAAUCAUUCCUCUAUCGAUUGUAAAAGAGUUGGCAGGAUUGAAUAUAUAUGUGGUCUUUCGGAAUACCUGUUUUGCCAAUACACAAUUCAGAAGUCGUCUGGGUUGCAAAUUGUCUGUGUUGUUAUAUGACAUUGUUAUAUGAGUGGUUAGUUUAAUGAAAGAAAUGUAUUCAAAAAUUUUAACCCAUCCAUAACUACAUAUGUACAAAAAUCUUGUAAAAACAAAGGACAUUAAAUGUACAGUUGACGUACUGUCUUCAUAUAAUAUGAGAUAUAUUUUAAAUUA
Dendronephthya gigantea is the source of this 3528-nucleotide messenger RNA. Its product is annotated as ankyrin repeat and SOCS box protein 13-like. Gene Ontology annotation, cellular component: cytoplasm; nucleus. Lineage: Eukaryota; Metazoa; Cnidaria; Anthozoa; Malacalcyonacea; Nephtheidae. The transcript has 3 exons. Gene Ontology annotation, molecular function: protein binding. The record is from RefSeq and is a predicted model, not a curated record. The coding region runs from base 136 to 1221 and encodes 361 amino acids.